AGAGGGGGUGGGGGUGCCGUAGUGCCACAGAGAGCUCAUAAACACCAAUAGUUUUAAUAAGCAGGCAACUCUGAUCACUAAGCUCAGUGUAACUAAUAUACUGCAUUUCCAGCUCACAGUUCUCAGGACUAUGUUGAUUUGAUCAGCCCGCGUCGAGGCUUAAGGCUGCUUGUGUUGACACCACAGUUGCAGUUUACGCCAUGAGGAUUUGAUCAGCUCGGAUAAUAAGUUUAUGACCACAUGGGUAGAAGACAUAAGUACUGAUGCAAGUCUGUGUUUUAUCUCGCUUUGCAAUGUGUGUAGCUCUAAAGAAAGAGGACGUCUCCGAAAAGUGAUCUGAGGUGGACUAGUUUAGUGAAACUGCUGCUUUAACCAUUUCACCAUUGUGCAGUGCUUAGGCUUGCAAGGGGGGAGGGGUUCUUUUAUCCUUAUGGUGGACCAUAUAGACCAUAUAUCUGCUUUUGUGGUCUGUGAGGACUCAUUUCUUUGGAAAUAUAGGUUAGGCGACUUGCGGCAAGUUGUUAUGAUCCGUUCACCUGCUUUGGUUCCAUGAAGCAAAUACUCAAGCAUUCACAUGACGCUGCGUUAAUCCACUUUAUUGCAAAAUCGUAUUCGGAUCCCUGUGCCGAUGAUGUGUUUACGCUCUGUCAGGUUGAUCUACUCGCACAGACCAAACUACGCCUUCGUUCAGUUUGCAGUCUCUGGCGCCUUCAACACUUCGGAUGAUUUUAUCGCAUAGAUGUCACCCUAAAACAGCCUUACGGGGUCAACCAAACCCUCCCGGUAACCCCACCCAGUCUCAGCUCUGCCCCUCAUUGGUCGAGCAGCUUGCUCUAGGCACGUUCACAUUUUAUUGGGCGACUUCUAUUGGCUUGUGGUGACGACAAUCCCACACCCAACUCCCACCUCCUGAGGCAUCAAGUUUGGGAGACCGGGGCAGCUCUAGUUUGUAAAAGGGGCUAUAGCUCAAUGUGCAGCAGAGACUCCUAAGUCUUACUGGGUUCUGUUUUUUAAAAAAAGAAAAAAAAUAAUAAGAAAAAAAAUAAGUAAGCCCGUCAUUCACAAUCGCCUCGCAAGAUGGAUAUGAAGAAGAGAAUUCAUCUGGAGUUGCGAAACCGGACGCCGUCAGACGUGAAAGAACUUGUACUCGACAACUGUCGGUCAAAUGAAGGCAAAAUUGAAGGCCUUACAGAUGAGUUUGAGGAACUGGAAUUUUUAAGCACAAUCAAUGUAGGCUUAACUUCAGUCGCCAACUUACCCAAGCUCAACAAACUCAAAAAGCUGGAGCUCAGCGAUAACAGAAUCUCAGGUGGUUUGGAGGUCUUGGCAGAGAAAUGUCCCAACCUCACCCAUCUCAACCUCAGUGGCAACAAAAUCAAAGACCUCAGUACCAUCGAACCCCUGAAAAAAUUGGAAAGCCUCAAAAGUUUAGACUUGUUCAACUGCGAGGUGACAAACCUGAACGACUACAGAGAAAACGUCUUUAAGCUGCUGCCUCAGUUGACGUAUCUUGAUGGCUAUGACAAAGAGGAUAAAGAGGCACCUGACUCUGAUGCAGAGGCCUAUGUUGAGGGACUGGAUGACGAUGAAGAUGAUGAAGACGAAGUAGAAGAGGAGGACUAUGAUGAAGAUGCAGCCCCAGGAGAUGAAGAUGAAGAAGAGGGUGAGGAUGAGGAUGAGGAGGAAGGUGAAGAGGAAGAGGAAGAAGAUGUCAGUGGAGAGGAAGAGGAGGAAGAAGACUUAAAUGACGGAGAAGUUGAUGAUGAGGAAGACUAUGAGGAGAGGGGUCAGAAGAGGAAAAGGGAGCUGGAUGAAGAAGGAGAGGAGGAUGAUGACUGAACAUGCACUCUUGGGUCCCCUUUGUGAUCUGACUGUUUUAACCCUCUAUUUCUAUGUCCUAAUGUUGUUUUGCGGUGGUAUGGGAAGGUAUGCAAAUGGUAGGGGUGGGUUAGUAAACAGACAAGAACACAGUUUAAAUAUUAGGGUUUUUGUUUUGUUUUGAAUUUAUUUUUUUGUUUUGUUUUUUGUUUUGUUUUUUUACCUUAGGUUUGAACCCCUUCUUUUUCUCCAAAACCUCUACAGAUGGCUGGCAACACAGUAGUGGAAAUUUCCUAUUGUUAGAAAAUUUGUAAUUUUUAUUUUCUCUUUACUGUUGAUGCCUAAAUGCUUAUACAGAUUGCUGGGUAUGACUUAUGUAUUUAAAAGACAAAAAAUACCAAAAACCUUUUAAAACAGCAUGUCUGGCUCUAUUUUAAAGUUGACUACUGGAUUUCAAGAGCGAGCGUUUUCUUACCCACUUUUUUAUCACAUCUUUUAUUUGUGUACAUCGCGUCUCUUUAGUGUCGUCAUCAUCAUGUGACGUGCUGUUCAGGCGUGGAGGAGACGUCGUAAGAUCUGCUUGAACAUGCACAGUACAACCUCUCAAUGUGAUUUAUAUUUUUAUUUUAUUUUUAUUUUAAUGUUUAGCGCUGAAUGUCUGCCCUUGUCAAAUGACUCCUAAACCCCUUCUCCUCCUCGCGUGGGUAGUUCAGAGGUUUCGUGUUCUUUGUAAAUAAUGACCAAAUAUAUUUUUUUCUAUUCCCUUUGAUAAUGGCAGACAUUUUCACAAUUAAUCUCAGUUGUAACCAUUAACUGUAAUAAAAUGAAUGAAAACACAUGCAGCUGUAACGUAAUUUUGGGAAUCGGUGUUCAAAAAGGAAUGUACUGAUUUCAUGUUCACAGUGAACUGAGCAUGUGAUUUAUCCAUAUAGGUCAUUAGUUAGCACAUUAUUUAAUGUGUGAAUCUUGCGCAAGUGUUUAUGGUCUCACCACUGAUGAAUUUUAGAUUUCCAUCAAAUUCAGUCUCGUUGAAAUUGUAUUUGUAAGCUCAGGGAAAGGAAAUUAGCUUGUAUUUUUGUGACUUUUUUUCUUUUUUCUUUUUUUUUCUUUUUUUUGUGUCUGGAUAUUUUUGUAAAUAUUCAGAGAUGCUAUCAGUUAUUUAAGCGAAAGGCAUUCUGAGCUGUGUUUGGUGGUUCUAAAUUCUACGCUUUUUUGUUUCUUUGUUUUUUAUUAUUAAAAUCAAGAAAUUUUAGAUGUGACUGAGACAGAAGUCAACGUUCUUGUUGGAGCAGAGCUAUUUUGAGGUGCCUUUGAGACAGUAUUCAUGAAUGCUUCACUGCCUGUUGGUAACGAGGAGUGUUGCAUGUUCUUUUUUUUCCCCCUCCCAGGUAGAAUCUUUUCAGGAGUCUCCAUGUGUCUGCCCUCUGAGACAAGCAGUUCAGACAGGUUGCACGUAAUUACACUGAUAUCCCACAAUGUGUGUCAUUUCUGUUAUUAAACCAUGUCAAAUGA
Messenger RNA from Colossoma macropomum (tambaqui), 3330 nucleotides. It is a transcript of the gene anp32a, whose product is annotated as acidic (leucine-rich) nuclear phosphoprotein 32 family, member A. Gene Ontology annotation, biological process: regulation of apoptotic process. The transcript is spliced from 7 exons. The coding region runs from base 1078 to 1839 and encodes 253 amino acids. NCBI's taxonomy places the organism in Eukaryota, Metazoa, Chordata, Actinopteri, Characiformes, Serrasalmidae. Gene Ontology annotation, molecular function: histone binding. Gene Ontology annotation, cellular component: nucleus. The record is from RefSeq and is a predicted model, not a curated record.